Messenger RNA from Penicillium vulpinum, 531 nucleotides. RefSeq names its product mitochondrial 54S ribosomal protein bL19m. The transcript has 2 exons. Gene Ontology annotation, cellular component: ribosome; mitochondrial large ribosomal subunit. NCBI's taxonomy places the organism in Eukaryota, Fungi, Ascomycota, Eurotiomycetes, Eurotiales, Aspergillaceae. Gene Ontology annotation, biological process: translation. The record is from RefSeq and is a predicted model, not a curated record. The coding region runs from base 1 to 531 and encodes 176 amino acids. Gene Ontology annotation, molecular function: structural constituent of ribosome.
AUGCCCGAGCAGUUCCUAUCUCAAAUACCUCUUCGCUUCCGUCCGGAUCCCGAGCGUGAACCCCUCAAGAUCUACCCUGCUCCGCCAUCUGCUCGCAAAGCAUGCAAGGACCCCAUCGCAGCGGUUACCGAGUCGCAAUUGGCAGUCCUUGACCCCACGGGUGAGCGCAAGGCAAUGUUCGACUACCGACGAAACCCGCGCAGUGUCAAGACAGGCGAUAUUGUACGAGUGACAUUCAAGAACGGCGACCCAUUCAACGGAAUUGUUCUGAGCAUCAAGUUGCGCGGAAUUGAAACCUCGUUCCUCAUGCGAAACGAACUCACUCGUGUCGCUGUUGAGAUGUCGGUCAAGGUCUUCAGCCCCAACGUGAACAGCGUGGAGAUUGUCCAGCGAUCGGAGAAGAAGCGCAGAAGGGCGAGAUUGUACUUCCUCAGGGACAAGAAGCACGAUCGUCGCAGCGUGGAGAAUGUUGUGGCAAGCUAUGUUCGCCAGAAGAAGGCCUUCUUGGGUGGUGGCAAUCGUCGGAGGUGA